Messenger RNA from Cinara cedri, 3229 nucleotides. The record is from the annotation of a GenBank genome assembly. Lineage: Eukaryota; Metazoa; Arthropoda; Insecta; Hemiptera; Aphididae.
AUGCGUUGUUUAAUGGUGUUUGAUAAUUUAAAUGACAUUGUUUUUAUGAAAUGUGACACAACAUUUUGUGUGCACAUACGGAAAAUUGGCAUUUCUCUGGGCCUUAUUAAACCAAGCGAGGUUAUUGUUUAUAUAUUAUUUACUGAAGCUAAUCUUUCAAAGUUAAUUUUUCCAAAGAGUACAUUUAUAUACCUACAUGUAUUCUAGAUAAACUAUAUAUUUUCCUUAAGAAAUUGUAUAUUUAAUUUCUUACUUAAUUAUAAUUAAAUAAACAUAUAAUUAAACUAACUAUUACAGUUAUAGUACGAUUUUAAUUAAUUUAAAUUAUUUUAGUAGAUUUAUCAAUAGUAUUUUUUAUGAAUAUUUGUUUAUUUUAUAUUAUUAUCUAUUCAAGAAUGAAAAAGAAGACAGUACAAUAAUUGAUUCAGACUUAAUACUCCAGAUUUUUUCACCUAUGAUUACGUCACAAAAGAUUAUGAGUUGUCAUUUUUCUAAUCGAUACAGUUCAAUGCAAUGUCAUAAUGGAACAAAUAUUGUUUUUGAUGAGGUAAAUAAAUUAACCAUACAAUUAUUACCUAUUUAUACUUGUUUUUUCAAUAAAAUAUAAUUGAAUUGUUUUACAGUACCUAGGUCAUUUUUUCAUAUAUAUAGGUGACAAUGAAGUGUCUUGGCAACAAAAAGUACUUAGUGUAUCAAUUUUAUUUAUAAAAAGAAUUUGUGGUUCUGAUGUUUCAUUGUAAGUUAAAUACCUAUAUGUUAAGUUAUAAAAAUAUUUACAUAUAUGUAUCUAGGGGUGUCAUAAUAUUUUUUUGAAACAGUUGCUCUUUUAGUUUUUAAAGUUAAUGCUCGGUAAUUUGAUUACUAUUCGGCUCUAUUACUUAUUAGUUUAUGAGAAAUAUAUGAUUAUGAAUUUAUGAUACCCCUGUAUGUGUGUUUUUGUAUAUUAUUCUAUGAGUUUAUUUUAUAAGAUUGAAAUAUAGUCGCCGCCGUCGUUUUCUGGUAUCUAAACUUAUAGAUAUUUGGUUAAUACGUUCAAAAGAAGAACAAUGUGUAUUAAUUGAAGCUGUUGAACAAUUAACUGUUAGUAAUGAACUUUCUACAGCUGCAUUAACUGCUGCCAAAACAGCAGCUGACAAAAUGAAAGCUAAAUCAGCUUUUUCUAGAGUACAUAUACUCAUCAUGGUUCGACAAAAAUUUUUAACUCUGUAUUCUAGGUAUGUAAUUAUUUAUAAAUUACUUUUUAUUUAAGGUAAAUUUUAAACAGUUAAUAGUUUUUAAGGAAUUGAUAUUAUUUAAAAUUAAAAAUUUUGUUUUAGCCGUAAUGCAACUGACCUGUCUGCAGGUGAUACAUUAUUCUUAGCACUUUUAGCGGAAGCUAUACAAAUUGUUGAUUUGGAACCUAAAGAUAAAUCUGAUCUUGAUGUAAUAAUUAUUGAAAAAGAUAGUUUACUUAAAUCAGAAAUUGGUAUUGCCUUGUAAAUUAUAAGUUAAUGCAUUUAUGAGUAUUAACUGUACAUAAUAUAUAUUAUUUAGAUACACCACGAAAUAAGAUCAACAGUUUACUAGUUCUUCUAGGGCAAAAUGGAUUGAAAUUAAAUGCUGUACAUUUAUCAUACAUUACUGAUGGAGUUCCAUUAUUUAUCAUUCAUGAGGUAAAAGUUUGUCCACACAAAUUAUGGUAAAGUUCAAAGUUAUAUUUUCUGAAUAAUUAUAUAUUGUUAUUUAGAUUGGAAAUGAUGUAUUUAAUACUAGUGUAAUAGAUUCUUUAACAUCAUUUUGCACAAUCCAAGAAAUACAAAGUCGAGGAACUGUGGAUCGUGAAGCACUUAAAAUAACUUAUGACACAGUUGAUUGUUCUAUGAAAAAAAUAAUUGAUUUGUUUAAAAAGAAAAAUGCUCCAUUCGCACCAACUAGGAGUGUUCUUGCCAUUAUUACUACUUUAGCUACUAGAUGGGAGCCACUGAAAAAGUAUCAAUAUUAUAUUUUAGAUUAUACAUUUUUAUCAACAGUUUUAAUGUUUUAAAAAUUCUUUAGGAAAUACCUAGAGUACUUCAAAAAUAAUGACAGUACAAUUUUGAAUGCUAUUAAUUCGAGCAAUAUAAAUAUUGUAUGCAGUUUAAAAGAUCUACAUCAUCAUUGUAUGCUCAAUGAAUCAUUAAUUGACAACUAUACAAAAGAAGCAGUUGGUGAAGCUUCUGCCUUGGUUGCUGUAAUGCUACGUGAUUAUACUUCUUUUUUUGAAGUAAAAGCAAUGAACAAUUUUACAAUGAGAUCAUAUCCUUUUCAACUAUUUAAUGAAUUAAUUAUAAUGGUAAUAAUAAAUUAUUUUUAACACAUUAUAGCCAUUCAGCAUAUCUCUUUGUUUUUUAUUUUAAAUAACUUCUUGAAGGAUAUUAUAAUUCUUCUAUUUUUAUGCGCCAUAGUAUAUAUUUUAAAUAUACUAUUAUAUUUAAUCUAUGAUAUUAAGCAUUUUAUUAUUCAUGUAAUUCUAAAGUAAUUUUGUAAUAAUUAUACUUGUCUAACAUUACAUUUAUUUUAAUUUUAUUAAUCCAUAAGUAGUUAAGGUAAUAUAGUUUUUGAAUUUAUUUUACCCAAGACUGGUAUUAAUAAAUGUAAAAUGAAAAAUAGUAUUAAUUAUUAAGUAUGUUAUAACUUAAUUUUACAUUUAUGUAUGUAUUUAUACUAUAUAGUAUCAUAGUAUGUAGUAUCAGAUUUUUUUUUUUUAAGCAUUUUACCUGCAUAAAUGUUUCAUUUUGCAGCAAAGUUUAUAAUAUUAAUAGCUUGUCAUCACCAUUUAUAUACAAUAAUUUUGAUCUUGUAUACUGUGUUUUAGGCAAUUCUGUAGUAGGAAAUUCACUAAAUAAUGUAAUAUGUACCAUGCAUAGAUCUAGAACAAAGAUUUUGGGGGUUAACCAUAAUUUGUGAUUGUUUGGCAAAACUUUAGUGGCAGCAUCACUAUUUUUAUGAAAAAAAUGAAAAAUAAUGUUUUGGAAGUGGGAGGCUGGGGGUCCUUGUAUAAAAUCAGUCUUGACUAUAACUUAUCUAUAAACUGUAACUAUAAUAGUAAUAAUCUGUAUUAUUAGUUAUACAAGUUUAGGUGCCUUAUUUUUUUAUCCUACUGAAAAUUCACAAUUUAUUUUUUUUAUUUCAUAUAUAAUUAUAUUUGAUUAACUAAGAGAAUUUUCUUUAAUUCAAUUUAUUUUACAAGGUCAACUUUGAAUAUAAAUAA